Brachypodium distachyon (stiff brome) is the source of this 1260-nucleotide messenger RNA. Its product is annotated as protein FAR1-RELATED SEQUENCE 12-like. NCBI's taxonomy places the organism in Eukaryota, Viridiplantae, Streptophyta, Magnoliopsida, Poales, Poaceae. The record is from RefSeq and is a predicted model, not a curated record. Gene Ontology annotation, molecular function: zinc ion binding. Gene Ontology annotation, biological process: regulation of DNA-templated transcription. Bases 1 to 1260 code for a protein of 419 amino acids. The transcript has 4 exons.
AUGCCGUGCUUUCAUGCUAUUGGCGUCCACGCCAACCUCAUGAACGGGCCAUUUGAUGGCGAAGGAACCGACGACGGAAACGUGAGGCUUGAGCGUGAAUUAGGUGUUGAUCAUGAGCAGGCCGAUCCUGCUGAUUCGGACUACAUGAGCGAUUCCAUGAUGGGCUCCGGCGAUGAAUAUGAAUACAUUGGGAAUUCGGACAUUGACAUGGGGCAUGAAGAAGACCCUGAAGAAUCGGAGGUUAUUACGGGGUCCUACUCGGGAAGCACGAGUGAGUCACGUCAGGACUAUCAGGAUUUCGGCGACGUCGUCGUGUUUGACAAUACCUACAAGAUGAACCGGUAUGGCAUGCCAUUCAUUCCCUUUGUUGGUCUGAACAAUCACCGUAAGACCACAGUUUUUGGGUGCGCCAUCGUUUCAGACGAGCCUGAAGAAACAUACGUAUGGCUGCUCCAAACAUUCUUGAGAGCCAUGUGUCAGAAGAAACCGAAGGCUGUGAUCACUGAUGGUGACGCUUCUAUGAUCAGGGCUAUUGGGGCCGUCCACAUAGGCGUAUGGCACCGUCUAUGUUCUUGGCACAUAGAGAAAAACAUGAAGAAGCACCUUAGUUUUAAAUCAACAAAAGAGUUCCGGUCUCUCUUAUACUACACCACUUCAGAAGACACAUUCGAAGACAGGUGGAACGCGUUUGUUCAGAAAUUGUGGACAGAUAGAACAGAACCAUGGCUGAGGAGGAUGUACAGAAAGAAAAGACUGUGGGCCGCGUCCUAUCUCUCGGGAGGAUUUUUUCUAGGUAUGAGAAGCAAUCAGAGAAGUGAAAGUCUGAACUCAUGCCUCCACCUUCACCUUGACUUCGGAAUGACUCUCGUCGAUUUGAUAGUGCACUAUGAGAACGCAACUGUUCGUAACCACGAGGCAGAGGCAAGUGAUGACUGCAGCUGUUCUCAGACACUAGCUGUGGCAGUUACAAACUGUAAGGCGAUCGAGGUUGCCGAUUCACGUGUGUUCACUCCGGCAAACUUUUAUAUGGUGCAGAAAGAUCUCAAGAAUAUUGGCGGCCUACAAGUGUUUGAUGUACACGACGGAGAUCCUCGGCGUUUCAUCGUUGGAUGGAAAAACAACAACAGGUACAGGUUCGCCGUGGACUACACACCCGGAAGUUCUGAAGAAACUAUCAAGUGCAGCUGUCGUAUGAUGGCUCGUAAGGGUCUCCCUUGCAAGCAUAUCCUCUACAUACUAAAGGUAUUGAAAUUGGAAUAA